Molecule: messenger RNA, 972 nt
Organism: Rasamsonia emersonii CBS 393.64
Lineage: Eukaryota; Fungi; Ascomycota; Eurotiomycetes; Eurotiales; Trichocomaceae
Exons: 4
Coding region: 1-972 (323 amino acids)
Biological process (GO): protein folding in endoplasmic reticulum
Cellular component (GO): EMC complex
Molecular function (GO): protein binding
Source: RefSeq, a predicted model, not a curated record
AUGGCGAAUGUUUUAAUGAAUUCGGACCGCGGUUUGGAUUCGUUAAACCCGGGUGCUGCUCUUCGUCUAUCCCAAGAAGCUUCCGUUUUCUUGAAGAAAUAUCAUUAUCCGCUGCCUACUUUUCCCUUAUCAUUGGCCUCUGCUUCAGAGAAUCCGGACAAAUGGGGCACUUGCGAGCAGCUAUUCCUUGCCUGUCUGCGUACCGGUGAUGACAAAUCUGCGCAUCUUUGCUUGGAUCGUCUGACUGAACGUUUUGGUCCUUCCAAUGAGAAGAUCAUGGGAUUAAGAGGUCUCUAUCAGGAAGCUACUGCAAAGGAUGUGGCUUCUUUGGAGAAAGUACUCUCAGAAUAUGAAACUAUUCUAUCAGAAAAUCCAGUGAAUGUGCCUGUCCUGAAACGUCGAGUCGCCAUUCUGCGCUCAAUGUCUAGAGAAGAGGAUGCCAUCUCUGCAUUGGUGGAGUUUCUUGAGGCCUUCCCAACAGAUGCAGAAGCCUGGUGUGAACUUGCAGACUUGUACCAGUCUCAGGGCAUGACCUCACAAGCGAUAUUUAGCCUUGAGGAAGCGCUUCUUAUAACGCCCAAUUCCUGGAAUCUGCAUGCGCGUCUUGGGGAGCUGUUUUACAUCUCUGCGAUUGCGUCGGAUUCUAAGGCAGUUUUGCCGGGCCUCCUUGCCAUGUCUAUACAGUACUUUUGCAGGAGUAUUGAAUUGUGUGACGAUUAUUUGAGAGGUUUAUAUGGAUUGAUACUGGCCUCCUCGUUCCUCAUCGAGCAUUUGACUGUCCAACCUUUAUCUGCAAACUAUUCAACCAAUGCAGAGAGUGUGCCAUCGAAGGAAGUGGUCGAGAAGCUGAACGAUAUGGCGAAACAAAGGCUGCGCAAGCUUGUAGAGUCCGAAUUUGGGGUUCCCGAAGACGACGCAGAGAAGCAAGCAGAGCUCAUCGCAGCACAAGAACUGCUCCAUCGAGAGAAAUAA